Exophiala oligosperma is the source of this 2212-nucleotide messenger RNA. RefSeq lists its product as uncharacterized. Gene Ontology annotation, biological process: proteolysis. Bases 147 to 1649 code for a protein of 500 amino acids. Gene Ontology annotation, molecular function: metallodipeptidase activity. Lineage: Eukaryota; Fungi; Ascomycota; Eurotiomycetes; Chaetothyriales; Herpotrichiellaceae. The record is from RefSeq and is a predicted model, not a curated record. The transcript has a single exon.
UGACCAUCUACCUGCGGUAUCGCCUUCGAUAAGGUAGUUGGCAUCACAGGAGGACCGGUAAUAUCACCGGGAACCCGUCAUAUGUGUUACGCAACUAUCCUUUGCACUACUCGUAUCUGUAUAUUUAUCCUCAAAUCUAAGGCACAAUGGCUUCCACCACUGAAAUCGAUCCUCUUCUUCCUCAUAAUGAGCCUGCCCCAGAAAUCCAAGGACAUGGCUUUUCGAGGUAUCAUGGCUACGCCGGAAUACAAGCUCAAGAGCACGAACCAGAAGUGAAGAGAUGGCCAGAUGAUGGUGAUGAACAAGAUGACGCACGGUCGGUCACGACGAGAGCUGCCCGCUCUGCCUCGGAGGGAAUUGGACUCCUCUUCAUGAUGAUUGUCUUCUUCAUGGUAGUACUCGCCGUGCUCAGACCGAAAUUCGGGGACGAGAAGAAACCGUUACCACUACCCACGAAGCCUCCUCAGACGAUCGCGGACAGAGUGUCUAAUAUCCUCAGUCAUACUCCUCUCAUAGAUGGCCACAAUGACCUGGCCAUCUUUAUCCGAUUUGCAUAUCAAAAUAAAUUACAUACCAAAGAAUUCAAAGACAAAUUCGAGAACGGGGGAAUGGAGAUGAAUGUUGAUUUACCGAGACUGCAAGCAGGUCAAGUAGGAGGUUCGUUUUGGAGCGCCUUUGUUGGUUGUCCAGACGAUGCCAGUGUUGAUUUCUCGGACGAGACAUAUGCCACGGCUGUUGCACAUACUCUGUCGCAAAUCGACCUCGUCCGACGAAUCCAGGAUGAGUACCCCGACAACUUCACGUCUGCGACACUCCCUCUCUCAGUGGCUCUGAACAACUUCCAUGCCACAAAAUCCCUGAUUUCGCCAAUAAGUAUUGAAGGACUACAUCAAGUCCCCCAGUCUGCUCCUCUGUCGACACUCCGGCUGUACUAUGCCUUGGGUGUCCGUGCAGCAACACUUACAUGGAAUUGUCAUAACGCAUUCGCAGACGCUGCGCUCAUCACUUCAAAGCGGGAGACGAAGGUUGCUCCAUACCACCGCGGCGGAUUGACACCUGCUGGUAGACAGGUUGUUCACGAAAUGAACCGUCUCGGCAUGCUGGUAGACAUUUCCCACACGUCAUAUUGGACUCAGAAAGCCGUGCUGAGCAACAAGACCUCCGCAGCUCCCGUUAUUUUCUCUCAUUCGUCAGCAUUUGCCUUGUGCCCUCAUCCGCGAAACGUCCACGAUGAUAUCCUGGAUCUGGUGAAAGAGACUGAGAGCCUGGUGAUGAUCAAUUUCUCACCCGGUUUCAUCUCAUGCCUACCCCCACCAAAUUCGAGUGUAAUUCCGGAAUUUUACGAAAAGAACAACACAUUGCACCAGGUCGCUAGACACAUUGUCUACGUUGGUGACAAGAUCGGUUAUGACUAUGUCGGACUCGGCAGUGAUUUUGAUGGUAUGGGAGAGCUCACUCCAGAAGGCCUGGAUGGAGUGGACAAGUACCCCAACCUAAUUGCCGAACUGUUGAAGAUGGGUGUCAGUGAUAAGGAUGCUGGUAAAGUGGCUGGCGGUAAUCUCCUGCGUGUCUGGCAGACUGCCAACGGGGUUGCGAAAAGGCUUCAGAAAACCACCCCGGAGGGCGAGGACGAGGUGAGUGGGUGGUGAAGACUUUCUCUACUCGGUACUGGAAUAAUGCAUCGGCAUCGGCAGUCCAACGUAUCCUGAUUAUGAAAUGCAUCGAUCUUCCUGAUGCACCUUCAUCUUUGGAUGGAUCCAUCCAACUAUGUUAAAAAAACUAAUUGAAGCCCCGCCUUAAAAGCUAGGCCCACAGUGUAUUUUACACGCACACUGCACAAAAAGAGGGAGACCGGAUUCUGUGAAGAAAGAAACAACCAAAAAAAGAAUCGAGUCUCUUCGACGGGGAAUUGACUGGAGUACUGAUUAGUCCAAUGUCUGGAGUUGAAAGCAGGAGGAGAAAACCUACACCCCGGGCUUCGGCGUGACAAGCCGAGAUGUUACUACAUGCACGGUUAGGAUCUGACACAAACGACAGAAGAACGAAUUCUACGAACCCACUACACCAUCGAAGAAGAUGAAAUCUGUGUGCUUGAUUUGGUGGCAUAAUUUGACCUGUCUGGUAUAUCAAGAUACGGCUCACUAAUGCUUCGCUAGUUGGAUAACUUUAGUGGGUGUGAGUAAACCUAUUUGCCUAGCUUGUCGAGGGGUGG